AUGCUGGCCAGGAAGCGAAGAAGCAUUACGGGCAAGAGCGCCGUCAAACAUACGCCGGCAAUCAAACCAUCCAAAGCACGUAAGGUCAUCCGGCGCUACCACGUUCUCCUACAGAAACGGCGGGCAAUAUGCAAGCUCCUGGGAAUACCGGUGGCUGAGAAUGACGAAGUGCUGAACGAGCGGCAAAUAGCACGGUACGUGACAGACGCUGGACUGCAGGAACAGUACCGGCUGGGCGCGGACAUGGCGCACCCAGACGAGAAGGUCGAGCGCGAGCUGCUCAAAAUACAGAAGAUGCGCGAGUCGCCGCUGCUCGUGCAGAUGCUCGGCUACGUAAUGGCCGAGAUUAACGGGCCGCGUGGGCUACAGAACUACCAGGCGGCGAGCACUGUCGGGCAAACGGCCAGCCGCGGGGGAGACACCUCGCGUCAGCUGGUUCCGUGGCUGCGCGAAGCGGGCACGCCAGCGGACGCGCGAGCUCUCGAAAUCGGCGCGCUCAGCGCCGCAAACUGCAUAUCCACCUGCGGCCUCCUCCGCACGGUGGUCCGCAUCGAUCUUCACUCGAACGACUCGACUGCCAUUGAGGAGCAGGACUUCAUGCUCCGCCCCCUGCCACAGGCCGACGCCGAUGCCUUUGACCUCAUCUCCUGCUCCCUGGUGCUCAAUUUUGUGCCCACGCCGUUGGCGCGUGGCGAGAUGCUCCUGCGCUUCCGCUCCUUUCUGCGAGGGCCCCGGCCGCUGCUCUUCAUUGUGCUGCCGCUGCCCUGUAUGGAGAAUUCCCGCUACAUGAAUUCGGAGUACUUCUGCAACAUGAUGACUGCACUCGGAUACAAUUGCUUGUAUCAGCGCUCGGCCAAGAAGCUCAUCUACUUUCUAUUUGCUUCUCGGACAGGCAUGCCAGCACCAUACCCUCUGAAAUACACCCGGAAGCACCAGUUGGCCGAUGGCCCUGCCAUGAACAACUUCUCCAUAACCCUCCCAGCACUCUCUAGCCCUCGUAUAUAG
Molecule: messenger RNA, 1005 nt
Organism: Eremothecium gossypii ATCC 10895
Lineage: Eukaryota; Fungi; Ascomycota; Saccharomycetes; Saccharomycetales; Saccharomycetaceae
Gene: BMT2
Product: 25S rRNA (adenine2142-N1)-methyltransferase
Exons: 1
Coding region: 1-1005 (334 amino acids)
Cellular component (GO): nucleolus
Molecular function (GO): rRNA (adenine) methyltransferase activity
Source: RefSeq, marked provisional